AUGUUCGCGACCUGGAUUUUCGUACCCGAAUACAAAGAACUCUUCGAGCAAUCCUCGCGGUGCCUGGAUCUGGAUGCAAAGUUGCACGACGUCGACAAGAUCCAGAAGGAGCUCGAGGAGGAGCUCCAACGCGCUGCAUCUGGCAAAGAGAUGCUGCAGAAGGAGUUGGACUCUAUCACCCGUCAGUACAGACGUUUGAAGGUCGACGCCUGUGUUGAGGCCGUCCGUGUGCUGAAGAAGGAGAAGGCCACCCUCAGCAAGGACGGCAUCAAGCAUGCUCAGGAGAUCAAGGCCUUGGAAGAUGCCAUGGACUUCAUCGACAACCAUCACUUCCAUGUUUGCAUGAGAAUGAUUGAGAAUAUGUCCGUGCAGUAG
Guillardia theta CCMP2712 is the source of this 375-nucleotide messenger RNA. RefSeq lists its product as hypothetical. The transcript has a single exon. NCBI's taxonomy places the organism in Eukaryota, Cryptophyceae, Pyrenomonadales, Geminigeraceae. Bases 1 to 375 code for a protein of 124 amino acids. The record is from RefSeq and is a predicted model, not a curated record.